AUGUCCAUUCGGCCCUUGAUCCGACCCAAAGUAUCGGCUGUUCUACCUAAUUCAACGUGGGAUUGUCGGGCCGGGAACCACCGCGAGGCUACCGUAUUUCCGUUUGGCGCUGACGCAAUUGACGGCUUUUUAUCCGACGAAGCAAGUUUAAGCCUCCAUUCUUCUAAUCGGCCGCCAUCCUCGGCUCGGUUUCUUCUCUGCAAACAGCCGACAAAGACGCAACCGGGGACUGUCGUCAUAUCAACAGCAUCUCCAUUGCAUUUCUUGCUUUCGACACAUGUAUUCCUUUUUUUAAUCGUUCAUAACAGCGAACAUCCGGGGGUUAUGGCGUUUGGUUCAAAAAUGGAGGCACAUGAACGACCCCACAUGUUUUUUUGUUUUCUCUCUCCACUUCUGCGAUGGAAUAAUUCUAUGUUGCUACUGCUACCACAUAGAUGGAUGAUUGGAUGUGAUGAUAUAUAUACCACGGGAAGGUUGUUCUCUUUUUUGGCAUUACUCAUGAUCUUACACUAA
Messenger RNA from Fusarium odoratissimum NRRL 54006, 513 nucleotides. RefSeq lists its product as uncharacterized. The transcript has a single exon. The record is from RefSeq and is a predicted model, not a curated record. Lineage: Eukaryota; Fungi; Ascomycota; Sordariomycetes; Hypocreales; Nectriaceae. Bases 1 to 513 code for a protein of 170 amino acids.